AUGAAAGACGAAGCAGUCCGUAUGAGCUGGCUUAGCGGCCGGCCCCAGCGAGUUUUCAAUUUGCGCCCGCCUCUUGAGUUUUCAUCACGAUAUUGCUCAUACGGGGCUCGAUGGAGCGUCAUGGACGAUCAGAUCCUGUUAACGUUCGAAGAAGAGGCAGACGGCACAGUCAUAAUACAUCCGUCUUCUGUUUUCCUGGCUGAUAUUCACGAUAUUUUGGGAAAAGCUGACGACGUCGUCGAGUUCAGAAAAAUCGUUAAGCUGCCGUUCAACGCUGCAAGGUCAAGGCUAUUGAGCGACCGAGCGGGGUUCGUCACCGCAGAGUUCAGAGAGGACGAAAAGACAUUGAUAUUACGCACGCACGACUGGGACGGAAAUACUACCAGAGAAAUAACAGUAGUUGCGGCCUCGAUUGACGGGAGACUCGUCGUUAAUGGCUCAUCUGUUGCCCUUUGCGUGGACAAUGAACUCAAAAAAGGAUACUGCAUUAAUGGUUCCCGCACAUUGAGCCAGAUUUUAAUCUGGAAUCUAGAAUCAGGAGACUUAACAAGGAUCGACAUUCCCCAAGACGACCGCGCCCCUCAGUGUCAUAGUGGUAAUUUUACGUUUGUCACGCCUUCCUGCAUCGCUCUGGGUGGUCAUAUUGACCCUGAUCAUGACAAAGCAUACGCUGUCCUAAGAUCAAUCUCAACUAUUCCUUCAGAGAAGCAGGCUGGUCGAUAUUUCCACCAUCACGAGAACUUUGAGUUCUCAAACAACAAUGAUGCACUAGCAAUUGCAGGUAGUUCUGCUAGUAAUGAUGUUAUUGUUCACUAUCAUCAUAGUGGCGGUCGCUUCACAGUCGCAGACGUGGGUUUGCUCACAGGUGAAAUUCCGUCUGAGUCACUCCCAACGCCGGGGUAUUUCAUGGAUCCAAAUCUAUUCAAGGACCUCUUUCAUGUCUUCACGGACAAGUUUAGCGCGCGAACGCUCAAAGGUACGCUGAAUGAGGGCCUCUCUAGUCUAGUCAGCAACAAGCUUCUAGUGGAAGAGGAACUUGAAUAUGGCCAUGAUGAAGAAAAAUUCCGUGGGUAUCACAAUGCUCGCUCGUUUGGAGAGUUCCGAAUCCUCUAUCUCUACGAUUUCGACCAGGGACGCUGCAAGAAAUUACGACAGCUUUCGCCUAAUUCUGAGCGCCCAGACCUUGAGGCCCGUCUGAAAGAGCAGAACCCUGACGCCAGAGUGACUGUUGUGUCUCGUAUGUUCUAUACUUCUAUUGAAGACGACAUUGAUAAGGAAGAAGAUACCUCGCCAGAAUGGGAAGAACACUUCCGACAAUUGUGGGUGACUGGUCAGGCGCGCGGGAAGGGAGAGGCCGAGUUCCCAGUGCUUGAAUUCGAUGACCCUCCAGAAGGCCAAAAUAACCCUCGGAUGCUAUUCACGCGAAGCAUGCUUUGCCUUCCUAAAAUAAGAGAAGGUGAGGCGCUUGCUUUGACAACAUCUGCAAUAGUAGAGCUCCCUACAAAUGAAGCAGACGGAUAUGUGCACUAUUUUGGAGAAGAGUAG
Trichoderma asperellum CBS 433.97 is the source of this 1545-nucleotide messenger RNA. RefSeq lists its product as uncharacterized. The record is from RefSeq and is a predicted model, not a curated record. NCBI's taxonomy places the organism in Eukaryota, Fungi, Ascomycota, Sordariomycetes, Hypocreales, Hypocreaceae.